Calliphora vicina (urban bluebottle blowfly) is the source of this 2004-nucleotide messenger RNA. RefSeq lists its product as uncharacterized. The record is from RefSeq and is a predicted model, not a curated record. Lineage: Eukaryota; Metazoa; Arthropoda; Insecta; Diptera; Calliphoridae. Bases 1 to 2004 code for a protein of 667 amino acids. Gene Ontology annotation, molecular function: nucleic acid binding. The transcript has 3 exons. Gene Ontology annotation, biological process: DNA integration.
AUGCAAAGGACGGACUCCUCGAUAGUCCUAGCAUGGCUACAAAAACCACCAAACAGUCUUAAAACUUUUGUCGCAAAUCGUGUUGCCAAAAUUACAAGUAUAUGCAAUAAAAGCAACUGGAAACAUGUAAAAACGGAGGACAAUCCUGCAGAUCUCGGUACCCGUGUUUGUUCCCCACAGGAACUCAUUGAGAGCAAAUUAUGGUGGCAUGGACCCACCUGGCUAUCACAGCCAUAUGAACUUUGGCCAAAACCCAGAGCUUUUGAGCCUACAGAUUUGGAGACGAAAAAGGUGUCAACCCUACACGCAAAGGUUCUAGGCGAAAGAAAUACAAUUUUACAAGAAGAAUUUGACUUUAAUUACAUUUUGAAACGCUUUUCUUCAUUUGCUCGAGCCUUAAGAGUCAUAAGUUAUUGUUUCCGGUUCUUCAAUCGUAUUCGGAAGCGUCACAUUAAAGUUCCACUGUUCAUAACCGCAGAGGAAAUACAAUUCUCCAAGAAUCGUUUGAUUGUUAUCGCACAGCAAAAUUACUUUCCCCAAGAAUAUAAAUGUCUUCAAAAUAAAUGUCCAAUUAAACAGAGAAGCAGACUUCUAACAUUGUGUCCAUUUCUUGAUGAUGAUGGUCUACUGCGAGUUGGAGGUAGACUUAGAAACUCGGAAUUAAGCUACCAGGAACGGCAUCCUGUAAUUAUUCCAGAAAAAUCCCAAUUUGCAACUCUCCUUAUAGAUUACACCCAUAAGAUUUUGCUUCAUGCUGAACACCAGAUCAUGCUAAGAGCCGUCAGACAAGAGUUCUACAUCAUCCGACUAAAGAAUUUAGUACGAAAAUGUAUUCGAAAUUGCAAGGCCUGUACUAUCUACAAACACAAAGUGCAACAACAAAUAAUGGCUGAACUUCCUGCAGAGAGAGUGAAUUUUUCAUUGCCCUUCACUUAUACAGGGGUAGACUUCGCAGGUCCGUUUAAUCUCAAAACAUCUAACUUACUAAAUGCAAACAUAAUCAAAGGUUACGCAGCCGUAUUUGUAUGCUUCUCUACAAGAGCAAUACAUUUAGAAGCGUGCUCAGAUCUUUCAACAGACGCAUUUUUGGCUUGUUUUGAUAGAUUCACUGGACGUAGAGGCUGUCCAAAAACUAUGUUUUCUGACAAUACUCGAAAUUUUCUGGGAGCUAGCCUAGCCCUACGUAAGGCCCACAACGAAUUCCACAGAACCGCAGAAAAAGAAUUGUCAGAAAAAUACAACGCUCAUGGUUUUAAGUGGUCAUUUAUACCCCCUUAUGCACCCCACAUGGGUGGCCUCUGGGAGACAGCAGUAAAGUGUAUGAAAUCACAUUUGAAAAAGGUAACAGGUACGCUAGUCUUCACGUUCGAAGAAUUUGCCACCGUGUUGAUCAGAAUUGAAGCUGUAUUAAAUUCACGUCCAAUGUCUCCGUUGACAGAAAAUCCAGCAGAAUUAAUACCCUUGACUCCAGGUCAUUUCUUGAGAGGAGCACCAAUAAUAGCCCCAGCCGAAGCUAAUGAAGAGCUCCCGUUAGAUAAUUUAAACUACAUCAAACGAUGGAACCGUCUGAAGGCUAUUCAACAUAUCUUUGCACGUCGUUGGAAAAACGAAUAUGUCACUGAGCUUCAAAGAAGAGUGAAAUGGAAAACUGAACAACAUAACAUUAAACCUAAUGACUUUGUUGUAGUCAAAGAUGAUUUAUUACCACCUACUGAGUGGCGUCUAGGACGCAUAAUAAAAUCUGAUAAUCGUUGCACUAUUUGCGGUGCCAAACACCAUUCGAUGCUACAUCGUGAGCGUCCUCAUGACGUCACCUCAUCAAGCAUCGAGGAAGAGGCUGUGUCCAACGAGUCAGCCAAAGUUCCAUCUAGCCCCACUCCCCAAGAAGUGUCUCCUUUGGUAAUGGAAUUACCCACAUUCUCAUCUGUCCUGGUCGCUUUUUUACAACUCUGUGUGUUUGAGGAGUGUGGUGAAAGUGGUUUGAAAACCAAUACACAUGAAUAA